CACACAGCAGAUCGAGCCCAGAACAAAGAUAAAGCCAAACAGAGCAGUUUUUGGGAAAACCCAACAAAGGAUACACGGGACAGAAACCAGCACAGACUGCCAGCAUGAGGGACCAACUGCUCUUGACUACAUUUCUCUGGCUAUUCUGUGGAGCCGAAAUCAUAACGCUGACUGGAAUGUUUGGUGAAAUUCGAACCCCCAAUUUUCCAGACUCCUAUCCUAGUGACACAGAGGUGACCUGGAACAUCUCAGUCCCAGAGGGAUUUAGGAUCAGACUGUACUUUAUUCACUUUGAUCUGGAACCUUCAUACCUUUGCGAGUAUGAUUAUGCCAAGGUGGAGACUGAUGAUCAAGUAAUUGCCACCUUUUGUGGGAAGGAAAGUACAGACACAGAGCAGGCCCCAGGGCAGCAAGUCACAGAGUCUCCUGGUAGCUUUCUCAGCCUCACUUUCAGAUCAGACUUCUCCAACGAGGAGCGCUUCACUGGAUUUGAUGCCCAUUACAGUGCAGUAGAUGUGGAUGAGUGUGCAGAGAAAAGUGACGAAGACUUGGUGUGUGAUCAUUACUGCCACAAUUACAUUGGAGGAUUCUAUUGCUCUUGCCGAUUUGGCUACCUGCUCCACACAGACAACAGGACAUGCAAAGUGGAGUGCAGUGAUAAUCUUUUCACACAAAGGAGUGGCAUCAUAUCCAGUGCAGACUUUCCCAACCCAUAUCCCAAGAGCUCUGAUUGUCUGUACAGGAUUGAACUUGAGGAGGGCUUUGUGAUCAACCUUCACUUUGAUGACAACUUUGAUAUAGAGGACCACCCAGAAGUGUCAUGCCCCUAUGAUUAUAUAAAGAUCAAAGCUGGUAGAAGAGAAUUUGGCCCCCUGUGUGGAGUGAAACCACCUGGAAGAAUAGAAACCGGGAGCAACAGUGUGCAUAUUCUGUUUCACAGUGACAAUUCUGGCGAGAACUCAGGGUGGAGGCUUUCGUACACUGUCACAGGUACUGAGUGUCCAGAUCUCCAGCCUCCUGUGAAUGGGAAAAUAGAACCUGUACAAUCCAAAUACACAUUUAAAGACCAGGUUGUUAUAAGCUGCAAUCCGGGAUACAAUGUACUUAAGGACAACAUGGAGAUGGAAACUUUCCAGAUCGAAUGUAGAAAAGAUGGAACAUGGAGUAACAAAAUACCAAAUUGCAAAAUUGUUGACUGUAAGCCACCAAAGGAACUGGAGAAUGGAUUUGUCACCUUUUCUACAAUACAAAAUCUCACUACCUACCAGUCAACUUUACAGUAUUCUUGUCGAGAACCUUAUUACACAAUGGUACCUAACAUCACAAGUGUAUAUUCCUGUGAUGCAAGUGGAGUGUGGAUUAACAAAGAGAUGGGGGUGAAGCUUCCGACUUGUCAGCCAGUCUGUGGGAUACCACAUUUUUCUAGGUCUUUUCUGGCAAGAAUUUCUCGUGGGAACGCUGCAAAAAGAGGGAUCUCUCCAUGGAUUGCAAUGCUUUCUGACUCUGAAAGUGGACGUCCCUUCUGUGGAGGAUCACUUAUUGGAAAUAAAUGGAUUGUCACUGCUGCUCACUGUCUGCAUGAUGAACUGGACUCAGGGGUGACAGAAUUGCAGUCAUCUCACAUUCGAAAGCACUCCACCUUUAAAAUAAUAUUAGGUAAACACAGAACAUUUCUAAAGGAUGACACUGAACAAAGCUUUCAAAUCAAGAAUGUCUUUAUCCACCCAGACUACAAAGCUCCGACCUUCCAGUAUGACAUUGCACUGGUAGAACUUUCAGAAAAACCCUUUCUCAAUGACUAUGUGACGCCUGUUUGCCUGCCUCUGGAACAAGUACAAACAGGUGAAUUUGUAAUUGUCAGUGGAUGGGGCAAACAGUUCUUAGCAAGGGCACCUGAAGUCCUCAUGGAGAUUGAAAUUCCAGUGGUGGAUGCUGCUGUUUGCAAGGCUGGAUACAAGAAGUUAAAUAGGAUAUUGACUGAGGAUAUGAUAUGUGCAGGAGAAAAAGAAGGUGGCAAGGAUGCCUGUUCUGGUGAUUCUGGAGGUCCAAUGGUCACUCUAAGCCGGCAAAGGAAGCAUUGGUUUUUGGCAGGAACAGUCUCAUGGGGAGUAGGAUGUGGGGAGAAUGACAAGUAUGGGGUUUAUUCUAAUGUCUACAAGAGCCUUGCGUGGAUUAGAGGAAUAACUGAUGUGCAAAAAUAAUGUAGACAUCCACCAAAGCACAGAUAAUCAUCUAUUAAGUUCCAUAUAUCAAGCAAGACACAACCAGAGACAAUGGUGCAAAGAGCAGACAAUUUGUGAUAGAAAAUGUUUAGCUAUUUUGAUGGGAGAUUUUAUUAACUUAUUAAAGGGACAUUAAACACUAAAUAAAUCAUUGCUUGAAUGAUGUAUCCAUAGCAAAGAUUAGCCUGAGAAUAAUUUGUACAUGUAUUUUUCAAUAGUUAUAUUAGUUCUUUAAAUAUUGAAAAAAUAAGGGUAAAGUCUAGUCAAAAACAGACUUUCGUGAUUCAGAUAUGUCAUGUAAUUUUAAACAACUUUCCAAUUAACUUUUAUCAUCACUUUUGCUUUGUUCUCUUGGUUUUCUUAGUUGAAAACUAAACCUAGGAGGCUCAAAUGCAAAUUUCUUAACCCUUGAAGGCCGCCUCUUAUCUGAAUGCAUUUUCAGGGUUUUUUUCACAACUAAAGGGUGUUAGUUCAUGUGUGCCAUAUAGAUAACAUUGUGCACAUGUCCGUGGUUUUACCUAGGAGCCAGAACUGAAAUAAAGGGGCAGUCUGCAGAGGCUUAGAUACAAAGCAAUAACAGAGGUAAAAAGUAUAUUAAUAUAACAUUGUUAGUUAUGCAUAUCGAUUUAUGGGAAUGGUAAUAAAGGGAUUAUCUAUCUUUUUAAAAAUUCUGGUGUAGACUGUCCCUUUAAUGUCCAUAAAGCAGUUGGCACUGUCAUAUUGUAACUUAUGUUACUUUUUUCUGCUGAGGCCGAAUAGGAAUGGUAUAAAUGACUUACUAGAGGGUGCAACCAAUGACUGUGUGGAAUAUAGCUGUGUCUGCACUACCAUGUUUAACUUGAAUUGGAAAACCCAAAAUAUCCAGAAUCAAAUUACAGUAACGAAGAACAAAAUAAACAAUGAAAGUAUAUUACAAAGUUUAAUGUCCCUUUUAAUGUGAUUUCUUGGAAGUUUAGUGAGCAAAUCACUAGGGCCCUCAUUUCAAUGCAUCAGAAUCCCCAUGUAAAGGGAUGGAUUUUAAAUUAGAAGCAUCAUAAACAGCUUUUUGCAAGAUUUUUGUAAUUUCCAAGGUUUACAGCCUUAGACUGUUAAGAGCAGCUUAUCUUUGCUGUUAAAAUGUUUUCAAAUGUUUUACAUUGAAUAAACACAAUUGUUGUUUGAUUUAAUAGA
Bombina bombina (fire-bellied toad) is the source of this 3392-nucleotide messenger RNA. RefSeq names its product MBL associated serine protease 1 (gene MASP1). The record is from RefSeq and is a predicted model, not a curated record. The coding region runs from base 105 to 2201 and encodes 698 amino acids. Gene Ontology annotation, cellular component: extracellular region; blood microparticle. Gene Ontology annotation, biological process: zymogen activation; complement activation. Gene Ontology annotation, molecular function: calcium ion binding; serine-type endopeptidase activity. Lineage: Eukaryota; Metazoa; Chordata; Amphibia; Anura; Bombinatoridae. The transcript has 16 exons.